Molecule: messenger RNA, 4718 nt
Organism: Drosophila eugracilis
Lineage: Eukaryota; Metazoa; Arthropoda; Insecta; Diptera; Drosophilidae
Gene: dpr8
Product: zwei Ig domain protein zig-8
Exons: 9
Coding region: 1083-2132 (349 amino acids)
Biological process (GO): synapse organization
Cellular component (GO): neuron projection membrane
Source: RefSeq, a predicted model, not a curated record
CGAACGUAGCGGUUUGUGCCACGCGACUCAAGACGGAUAAUCCAUUGGAUUUGAUUCGUUUCGGAUCGCCUUGCGCCUCAAAACUCGAAUCUGGAAAUCUCAAAUCUCUCUCUUUCUCUCUCAAUCAUAAUUUAAACUGAAUUCUGUCGGGAAAUCAUAUGGAAAUUGAUAUCGUUUGGCCAGAAGGCUUUUGAGAAAAGCGGUCGCGAUCGCGAUCGUUAAAUUGCAAUUGUGGCUGGCUCGUCCUGUACCGCCCCACGACGACCUGCCCCCCUGUCCCCGCCAGUCCAACCAGUCCAUUCCACCCCCUCAAAGUAUAACCGUUAAAGCGAAACCAAACCAACUACUCCUCUCCUCCGCCCCCCAAACAACGCCAACCUCCCCCGCCUUGCGGGAAAUUCAGAAAGCGUCGUGUCGGAAAACGCGUGCCGCCGUCGCCGCCGCCGCCGCCGCUGCCUCUGCCGUCGCCGCCGCCAAAUUGCAUCUGUUGUUUGUUGUUUUUUUCGGUUGAGUGUGUGAAGAGUGUGCUGUUCUAUAUAAACACACACACAGGCAAAUAUAACACAUAUAUAUAAGAUAUAUAUGUAUGAUUUUUUUUUUUGGGUUUUUCUCUCAAUUGACAAGAAAAACACGAAAACAAAAGAAGAGGAGCAGCGGGUAAUUCACAAGUGAAACGUAAACAAUGAAAAGUGAGACGACAGGCGGAAAAGUGAAUUCCAGUUGAGAAAGCAUUUGCAGUUUGCAUUUUGCAUUUUGCAUUUAGCAUUUUCCGAAGCGAAAGCGAAAAGCUAAGCAUACUUUUGAGCCUGCCCCAAUAACUCAAAACGCCGCGCCACAAGAAGGAAAAUCAAGCAGAGGAAAAAUAAAAAAAGAAACGGAAAAGUAGAAACCACAACGACGACGACGGGCCAAGAAAGGAAAAGCCAGCCCAAGUCCAACACCCUCUCUUCGAGGUAACUGCAACUGGAAUUAACACAAAAGCCAUCGCAAUUUAAUUCAAGUUCCUGACAACACCAACUUUGGCCGCCGUGCAGAGUGCUGAGGAUCUGAAAAUAUCUUGAAAUUUGGUGACCGAAACCAAGAUGUCGACACAUUGCCUAAUCUUACUGGGCAUGAUGUGUCUGCUGGCAGGCUACACGAACGGCGCCUCGAAGCGCUUCUUCACAGACUUCCUGCAGGAUUUGCCGACGCCAGGAACUGGUGGACCGACCUUCGACACAACCAUCGGAACGAAUAUAACGGGACUCGUUGGCAAGACGGUGAAGCUGACCUGCCGCGUCAAGAAUUUGGGCAAUCGCACGGUAUCCUGGGUGCGGCACAGGGAUAUACACCUGCUGACUGUGGGCCGUUACACCUAUACCUCUGACCAGCGAUUCGAAGCCAUGCAUUCACCGCACGCCGAGGAUUGGACAUUACGUAUACGCUAUGCUCAACGAAAGGAUUCUGGAAUCUAUGAAUGUCAGAUAUCGACCACGCCCCCAAUUGGACACUCUGUCUACCUUAAUAUUGUUGAACCCGUCACCGACAUCAUCGGCGGUCCCGAGCUGCACAUCAACCGGGGAUCCACCAUCAAUUUGACUUGCAUUGUGAAAUUCGCACCGGAACCGCCGCCAACCGUCAUUUGGUCCCACAACCGCGAGAUCAUAAAUUUCGAUUCACCUCGCGGCGGCAUAUCAUUAGUCACCGAGAAAGGUGUGCUGACCACCAGCCGGCUCCUGGUGCAGAAGGCCAUCAGCCAGGACUCGGGACUCUACACAUGCACCCCCUCCAAUGCCAAUCCGACCUCGGUGCGCGUGCAUAUCGUCGAUGGCGAGCAUCCGGCGGCCAUGCAUACGGGCAACAAUGGCAACUCUACGGCGUCCCAGCCGCCGGUACUGCUGCCAUUGGUACUACUCACCUGCGGCACGCUGAUGCUACUCCAGUUGGUGGCCUGCUGUUCCGCAGCCAUUACGGCCGUUGCUCUCGUCCCAGUUACGCCCCUUGGUCGUAGUAGCGCCCAGUCGAUAAGGAAGUUCAUCGAGGAGACGGCAAAGGGACAACGAGGAAGCAACCGAAACUGUCAGGAUUUGAAGGAAAUCGUUGAGGAUCUGAGCCGCAGACGGGUCGAGUGGAGUCCAGUGCUUGGGACAUAGCUCAUUGGAGGAUCGAGAACCGAAUCCGAAAUGCCAACAGGAAUCGCAUAUUAGGUUCAGAGUCCACAAUCCUCUCUUGUCCCCCUUGUAACUUUAAAAUCGCUCUGUAACUUGGUUCCCUGGAUUUCGGUUUUCGGUUACUAGUUGCUGGUUGCUGGUUGCUGGUUACUGGUUACUGGUUUCCGGCCUAUUCGGUUUCCGGUUUGGUCCUGCUCUCGUGUCCCACCUAUGGGCCAUACACUUUACUCCAAAACGCCACCCCAAACGAAAGGACUUUGUGAGCGGGCUGGAGCUUAUCCUGUUAUCACUAAAUUAAGUAGCCGCCAGACUUGGUCCGCAAAAGGAAAAAGGAAGAGGCGGCCCCAAAGAUAUAUACACAUAUUUAUCAGUUUUUUUUAAAGCUAACCACAGAUAGAUAUUGCAAGUUGCGGGGAUAAAGAAAAGCGUAACAAGUGCGGAUCCAAAAAAAAGGAAAAGUCAGCUAGAAAAAUGAAAGCAGAAAGCAGAAAGCAGCGAAAUGGGAGAGGUAAGCAGUUGAUGUUUCGUAAGUCAAGUCUGGGGUCAAGUCGUACAAGUUUUUUGGGAAGGGGGGCAGGUAGAAAGAACUAAGGAAAACACAUACAACCAUAAACACCCACACACACACCCAUACACACACACACCUUGUAAAUAACGCAACUCGCAGGAGAUUUCCCUCUUCCAUCGAUGGAAAUGGAAGUGGAAAUGUCGAGUGUAUGAAUUGAUCUAUUUAACUUUUCUUUUUGUUUUCCUUUUCGGCUCGUUUUAACUUUAACACAAACAUACACACCAACAUACAUAGACACCAACACGAAACCCAUUCUCUAGUACAAGGAUAAGCUAUAGGUGUCUAAACAUAUAUAAAUAUAUAUAUAUAAAUUAUAUAUAUUAUAUAUAAAUAGCAGAGCCAGGAGGAAGUUUUGAUGGGUAACCCCUUGCGAUUUGAGGCAAGUCUAUAAGAGUAUAAUAAAGAAUUUUUUUUGAUAACUAGCCAUAAGUUCAAGACUAUAGUAAAAUGUAAGCAAAGGGAAGGAAGGGAGAAAGGUAGAGGAAGUAGCUAAAAUGGAUGGCAGGUUAGUAGGGCGAUUGUUGGAGGAGUUCAAGGUGUAAAUAUAUAAAACAAAUCAGCAUAUAAUUAGUCUAUAUAUACAUACGUAUUUUUUUUUGUUUUUUUUUUGUCGGCUACUCCCAUAUAUGUAUAUCACAGAUCAGAAUAAUCUUUAACCUAUAUAUGUACGUGUAUAUAUAUAUAGGAAAUUUUUGAUGUGUUUAGGGCCUAAGGGAUAUUACUCAUUGUUGUAUGUUUGAUGGAAUGAUAAGGAAAACGAAGAAGAAAACACAAAAGGAAAACCAAGAAAAACCAAAAACAAAAUGCCAUUGAGAGCAGAUAUUGACAUAGAGAACUAACCAAAAACUAUCCAGUUAAGGCGCAUAUUGCUAAUUCAGCUCUCGAGUAUUUAAGUGUCUCCACUCACUUUCUCUCUCUCUCUAUCUAUCUCUAUCUAUCUAUCUCACUCUCUCUCUAUUUCUAUAUAAAUCUCAAACUGAAAAGAAAAACCAAAAAAAUUAAUGAAAAAGAAAAAGAAAACGAAAAAGGAAGUCAGAAGACAGAAGACAGCCACACAGUAACUGUAACUUUAAGCCAAGCUAGUGGAAAGAUAGAGAAAGAAAAGAAAAGAAAAAGAAGGAAAAUCAGAAGCAGAUCCGCGAUCCCACCCCAGAGAAAGGGUCUAACCCUAUCCCAGAAUCCCAUAAAACUCCCCGUAGAAAACUGGUGAUGAACACCACCAGGCAUGUACGUCAUUCUCAUACGUUUUCGCUCCAAAAAUGAAAAACCCAAGAAAAGGAAAAACCAAGAAGAUAAUAUUCUGAAUAAUCUCCAUACUAAACGUAAUUAAAUGGAUAUGAAUAUGAAUAUAUAUAUAUAUAUAUGGAUGGUACCACUUAGUAUGCAUAACUAUAAAAAUGAAAAACAAAAACAAAAUGAAAAUGAAAAUGAAAAGAAAAAGAAAAACCAAAAAAUGGGAUAUAUAUUUUAUGAAUGUGAUGACGUUUAGCAAAUUGAAACCAAAAAAAAAAAAGAAAAUAAGAAACUAUAUUGACAAAACCCAACAAACAAACUUAAGACCAACCGAAGAAAAUUCUGAGAAAAAUCAUGGAAAAUCAAGGAAGGAAAUCCCUAGAACGUUGAAGAGCUCCAAGUCCAAGGAUCAAUAUCAGAAUUAUCAUCCCAAAAACCAAAAUCAAACCAAAAACAAAACAAAAAUAACAGAAGAUAAAAUCAAGAAAAGAAUUUUCACCCUUUGCCCACGGUGGGGGAUCUCUGCAACCGCAUUUAAACUAAACGUAAAUGUAUUUGUAAAUGUAUCUGUCAGUAUUUUGAUUUUCCUCUCCAUCUAACCGCAUGCACUUAGUCCUUAAGCCGAACUUCUUACAACAACCCAGAAAGUACUAAUAAUAAUACUAAUACUAAUAAUAAUAAUAAUAAUACUAAUAAUGAAGAAGAGUGUUUAAAUGUUUAUAAGCAAAUUGAAUGUAAUUCAAUAUCAAAAAAAGAAAAACCAAAAA